CUUAGUCUCUCCUUUGAUCAAUCUAUAUUGCUUUUGAUUCUCUAUAUUAUCGGGAACCUGAAUUGGAUGGUGAUAAAGGGAAUGCGAGUUGGUAAAUACGAGCUUGGGAGGACACUUGGAGAGGGAAAUUCCGCAAAGGUUAAGUUCGCUAUAGAUACUCUUUCGGGCGAACCAUUCGCCAUCAAAAUCAUCGAUAAGUCGCGUAUCACUCGUAUUAACGUAUCUUUUCAGAUCAAGAGAGAGAUUCGAACACUCAAAGUUUUGAAGCACCCAAACAUUGUCCGAUUACAUGAGGUCUUGGCUAGCAAAACCAAGAUUUAUAUGGUUCUGGAAUGUGUCACUGGAGGAGACUUAUUUGACAGAAUUGUCUCCAAAGGAAAGCUUUCCGAAACAGAGGGACGAAAAAUGUUUCAGCAGUUGAUUGAUGGAAUCAGCUAUUGUCAUAACAAGGGAGUUUUUCACAGAGAUCUCAAGCUAGAGAAUGUUCUUCUUGAUGCAAAGGGUCACAUUAAGAUCACUGAUUUUGGCCUUAGUGCUUUGCCUCAACAUAUUAGGGAAGAUGGGUUGCUACAUACAACUUGUGGUAGUCCUAACUACGUCGCGCCUGAGGUUCUAGCUAAUAAGGGCUAUGAUGGUGCAGCAUCAGAUAUAUGGUCAUGUGGAGUAAUCUUGUAUGUUAUUCUUACGGGAUGUCUCCCUUUUGAUGAUGCUAACCUUGCAGUUAUUUGCCGGAAGAUAUUCAAAGGGGAUCCCCCAAUACCUAGAUGGAUAUCACCUGGUGCUAAAACCAUUAUCAAGAGAAUGCUUGAUCCAAAUCCAGUCACCAGGAUGACAAUCGCAAAUAUUAAGGCUAAUGAUUGGUUUAAACAUGACUACACUCCUUCAAACUACGAUGAUGAUGAUGAUGCAUACUUAAUCCAAGAAGAUGGAUCUGAAGAAGAGAAGAGCCCUGAUUCUCCAACCAUUAUCAACGCAUUUAAGUUGAUUGGAAUGUCCUCGUUUCUCAACCUCUCAGGUUUCUUUGAGAAAGAGAAAGUAUCAGAGAGGCAGAUAAGAUUCACGUCAAAUAGCUUAGCCAUAGAUUUGUUGGAGAAAAUCGAAACGAUCUUUACAGAGAUGGGUUUCUGCUUACAGAAGAAACACGCAAGGUUAAAAGCAAUCAAAGAAGAAAACACUCAAAAAGGGAGAUGUGGCUUAUCAGUAACAGCUGAGGUUUUCGAGAUAAGCCCGUCCCUGAAUGUGGUUGAACUAAGAAAAUUACAUGGCGAUUCAUCUCUAUAUAAACAGAUUAAUCCUACGAACUUAAAAAUCUCUCAAGGGACAUGGGUCUUCCCGGUUUCCGAGUUGGAGUGGUUUAAUUACUUUUACAAUGAUGAUGUUGUAUCAUGUGCAAGGAGAAUGUUAAGUUUUGGAGUAGUCUCGUCACAACACAGUUUUCUAGCUGUUAUGGCGUCUGACUUGCCGAUGAGCCCUCAUUUAGAGCAGAUUCACGGAGAAAUUCGUGACCAUUUCCGAGCCCUCGCGAAUGGCUUCCAGAGGUUGGAUAAGAUCAAGGAUUCUAAUAGACAAAGCAAGCAACUCGAAGAACUUGCUGAGAAGAUGAGAGACUGUAAACGGUUGGUUAAGGAAUUUGAUCGUGAACUCAAAGAUGGGGAAGCUCGAAAUUCCCCUGAAGUAAAUAAGCAAUUGAAUGAUGAGAAACAAUCUAUGAUUAAGGAACUCAACUCUUAUGUUGCACUAAGAAAAACGUACUUGAAUACACUCGGCAACAAGAAAGUUGAACUUUUUGAUACGGGAGCUGGAGUCAGCGGUGAACCCACAGCUGAAGAAAACGUCCAAAUGGCUUCAUCAAUGUCAAACCAAGAGCUUGUCGACGCUGGAAUGAAAAGGAUGGACGAGACUGACCAGGCUAUUGAACGCUCUAAACAAGUUGUGCAUCAGACGAUCGAAGUUGGCACUCAAACUGCAUCUAAUUUAAAGGGACAGACAGAUCAAAUGGGCCGCGUUGUAAACGACCUAGACACAAUUCAGUUCUCUAUCAAGAAAGCUUCGCAGCUGGUGAAAGAGAUAGGAAGACAGGUGGCUACCGAUAAAUGCAUAAUGGCGUUCCUGUUUCUGAUUGUCUGUGGUGUUAUAGCCAUAAUCAUUGUGAAGAUCGUGAACCCAAACAACAAAGAUAUCAGAGACAUCCCUGGACUAGCUCCUCCAGCGCAAUCGAGAAAGCUCUUGUACUUCAGAGAAUAGCCUUUUGACAGGGCCGAGAGGGAAUGUUUGGUGCAUAUUACACUUGCUGUUGCGUGUGCGCAGUUUCAUGAAAGGGGGCUUGUUUAUGUCAUUUAAAUCUGAGCUUUGAUUAGAGUUUUGUAUCAUAUAUCAUCAUUCUUUUUAACUUAUGACCACAUGUUGUAUAAUUU
This is a messenger RNA of Arabidopsis arenosa, 2414 nucleotides long. NCBI's taxonomy places the organism in Eukaryota, Viridiplantae, Streptophyta, Magnoliopsida, Brassicales, Brassicaceae. The record is from the annotation of a GenBank genome assembly.